UCUCUUGGUUCAGUUUAGCCUUUACGAAUAGACUUGAAUUAUUGAGAACUGUAGCAGAGGGUCCAAAGCCCCUGUAAAGGAGGAUGGUUGCAACAGCUCUUAACCAUGGCUGUUGCGUAAAAUCCAAUGGUUAAAACCCCUAAGCUAAGGUGUUAUGCGACCCGUGCCGAUGGAUGACGUGGUGGGGGGGGGGGGGGUUUAAGAAAUACCCAGCCUCUAACGGAGCCUGUGGAGUACCAGGGCACCCUUCACAGUAAUUAGUCCUUACUGCAUCACGCGGGUCACUGAUGCAGCGGACUCUUCUUUACCCAGCGACUCGUGGGAAUUUUAUGAACGACAAAACUUCACAAAAUUCGGCCACCGGCAGCCUUUCUUUGCCGGAACCAAUGGACUCAUCGGAGCGUAGUCCAAUAAAACCAAACGCACCGGGCAGAACGGAGGAGAUGGAGCAUGAGGAUGAUUUCAACCUCGACAGCGAAUCGCUGGACGGAGGACCCUCUGCUUCAUCCUUAAUCCUACUUUCUCCACAAGGGAAUGACGAAAGACAAAUGGACUUAGUUCCCGGUCCACAGACAAGGCCCGAUGACGAAGGGAAACCCGAAUCAUCGGCACCCCUUGUCAAGCGACUUUCAAAUGCGCAAAGGCGGCGACUGACCAAAAAUCUUCGCUCCGGUCUCUCGUACGAAGAAGCCAGGAAGCUGGCCCUCCUUCCAACAGAGCAGCCUGCUCAAUCAAACCAAGUCGCCGUCAAGCGACAGCGGUCGAACGACUUGGUGUCCCCAAACACCAGUACUAAGUGUCCACAGCCUGAAAAACUGCGGAACGGCACUGGUUUGGGGUCAUCGGGUUCGAAGCCGCUCCCGAAGGCCACAUAUAGGGACAUGGUGGGAGCUAUAAGCCUUGCGGUUACUUCUGCUACCCACCCCAGCUCCCUACUCACAACGGACCAGCUUCAGGCUGUCCGGACCUCCAUCCUCGAUCACAUUGCGGACCAGGAAAAUCCAACCACCAAGCCCAAGUUUAACGGUUGCCAUCUAAAAAAUGGCUUCCUGCAACUUGCCUGUGCCGACAACGACACAGUGCAGUGGUUGGAAAGGGAGGUACCUUCUCUCGUACCAUGGGAGGGAGCACAACUUCGUGUAUACCACAUGAAGGAUCUGCCGAAGGCCAGACGGUAUGUCGGUUACUUCGCGGACAGUGCGAACUCUCCGGACGAGAAGAUUCUUCGUUCACUCCAGAAUCAGAACGACCAUCUCUCUACCAAAAUGUGGCGAGUCUGUAACCGCAAAUUGGUAAAGACCUUGGUCGAACUAGUUCUGGAUAUUGACGAAGAAUCGGCCAAACUCGUUGAGAGUAGAAAUAAUGAACUGCACUACGGUUUCGGCAAAGCACGCAUCCGAAAGGUAAGCGGAAGGCCGAACGUCACAGGCAGGAAAGACUCCGUCGCAAUGACAGGGAAGGUACGUGCGGGUAACUCCUCCGGGAGUACUCUGCCACCACCCAGGUAAAGCGAUCCUGCGAAUGGGCUAAAGGUUCGCGUGGGAAACUCCUCCGGGAGUGCCCCACAACCACCCAAACGCAACCCUGCGAUUGGGAAGGUACGCGCAGGAUGCUCCCCCGUGAGUUCCCUGUCACCACCCAAACUACGCAACCCCGCGGCUGCUCGGACGGUUCCGCCGAAGACUCACAAGAGUGUGAAGCAUCAACCACCGAAAAGUCGCACCCCCCGGAGUCAAAAACCGCCACAGUGUGCGCGACAACCUUCUGUUGCCAAUCGACUGCUGCAACCGAAGCCGAACAGUGAGGAAGAGCAACUUCCAUCAACCAGUCAAACCGCUGUUGGCAGCCGUCAGCCAAUACCAGGAUCAUCUUCCGAUCCGGACAAAGACGGCAACUUCACUGCAAAGUGAGCAGCCUUCGCUGCGUGCGAGCGAAUCUCCAUCACGCAAAAGGCGCCUCGGGUGUUCUUUGCAGGAGAUUCGCCAAAGAGCAGCUAGGGGCUGCAUUCAUCCAGGAGCCGUGGAUCAACGAAUCCAAAGUUCUCGGACUUAACGCUCCUAACGAAUUUAUUCAACGCGACGUCGUUGCCGUCACGGUUGAAGUACCGACAACCAGAGGAAAGCAGGAAAUGGUUGUCGCGUCGGCCUACUUCCUGGGCGACCUAGGUGAUAUACCGCCACCCGAAGUUGCUGCGCUCGUGCGGUACUGCAAGGCCAUCAACAAGCCGUUUCUGAUCGGCUGCGAUGCCAACGCUCACCACACGAUCUGGGGCAGCUCGAACACCAACACCAGGGCAUCAUGAAUUACAAACCGUUUUCGUAUUAUUGUACUUGACCGAGGAGCACAUGCCAAUACAUUCAGUGCUUAAGUUGUAAAAAUUCAUCUCGAUCAUACUCAUGGUUCAUAACAAUUUACAGAAGGGGCAUCUUUGCCGAUUGUGGAUUCCGGCCUUUCUCCGGUUAAACUCCGUCUACUUACAGCAUCAUGAAAUACAAACAAUCUUCAUAUUCAUAUACUUGACCAAGGAUUCCGACGAUACCUUCGGAAAAUUAAAAUUCUUUCUGCUUUGUUUAUUUUAAACAUUUAACAAGGCUGAAAUUAUUAACUGUUACUGCACAGUUCAAUUGUCUGAGUCAACUUGAGCACAUCGAUUAGUGCGUUUUCGACGUAGAAUUAUGUCUUACGGCAACAUAUAUAGGGGUACAAAUUGUAAAACCGAAAGCAUCGAGAGCGUCACGAAUAUUGCCCACUUUCAAAAGUUCUGAACUCAGCUAGUUUCUAACGGAUUCCGUUUAUUUUUAAAGCAAAAAUAAUAUACGGAACAAAUACGGAAAAAUAUAUCGCUUCACACCAUUAAAAUGAUUAACCCUAAUCGAGUGUAUUUCCAAAUCUAUUGCAAAAAAAUAUUGACAUAAGACAGGCUGUCGUAAUUCUACGUUAACCUUGCGGUCGUUUUUUAUAAACAACCUCUUCCACUUUUUUCAAAUAAAUAAUGAAAGCUUCAGGAGUUUCACUAGAGAGCUGAAUUUUUGUUGAAUUUGAGUAUGUUUUCAAGUUGUUAUUGUCGUUGGAAUUUCAGGUCAAUAUUUUUUAAAUAGACAUAU
Messenger RNA from Wyeomyia smithii (pitcher-plant mosquito), 3104 nucleotides. RefSeq lists its product as uncharacterized. The record is from RefSeq and is a predicted model, not a curated record. The transcript is spliced from 5 exons. NCBI's taxonomy places the organism in Eukaryota, Metazoa, Arthropoda, Insecta, Diptera, Culicidae. Bases 288 to 1508 code for a protein of 406 amino acids.